Messenger RNA from Carassius auratus (goldfish), 4580 nucleotides. Its product is annotated as run domain Beclin-1-interacting and cysteine-rich domain-containing protein-like. The transcript has 22 exons. Gene Ontology annotation, cellular component: early endosome; late endosome. NCBI's taxonomy places the organism in Eukaryota, Metazoa, Chordata, Actinopteri, Cypriniformes, Cyprinidae. The record is from RefSeq and is a predicted model, not a curated record. Gene Ontology annotation, biological process: negative regulation of autophagosome maturation; negative regulation of endocytosis. The coding region runs from base 149 to 2989 and encodes 946 amino acids. Gene Ontology annotation, molecular function: phosphatidylinositol phosphate binding.
AAAACAACCCGCUUCCGCUCUCUGAGGACUGCGCUUCCGGCAGAGAGCGCAUUAUCUCCGUCUUCACGCUCGCUUGUCUUGUUAUGGUGCGGGACACACCUUCAGCCUGUCCGGAGCGUCUCUGAGGCUCAGUAGAUCUGAUCUGGAGAUGGAGAUGGAGAUAUCUGAGGAGGCGGAAGACGGAGAGCGCAGAUGGGAACUCUGGAAGCUUCUGUCCAGCCUGAAGACGACUGUAGAGGGGCUGCUGUCCACCAACAACCCCAACGUGUGGUCCCGCUACGGGGGUCUGCAGCGCCUGCACAAGGACAUGAACAACGUCCUGGGCCACGGCCUCAGACACGAGCAGACUUACUAUAAACAGAAAGACUACUGGCGUUUCGUGUGGUGUGUGCGGUAUCUCUGUCCUCAUCUGGCCCGUCACGUGGAGCAGUUCAGUCAGCUGGAGCCGGUGUUGAGCAGCGGUGUUCAGAGCGUCGGCGAGGGUUAUAAAGCCGAGCGGUGGCUUCUACACAGCCUGCAAGCUCACAUCUUAUCUGCCCAGCUCAAACCGCUGCUGCAGCAUAGGACAAACACACAGAAAUAUUACAAUGACGGGGCCUUCCUGUUGAGUGAAGCACACGUGUGUGCCAUGUUUCAGUGUCUGGAGGCCGUCGAGCAGAACAACCCUCGGCUGCUGGCUCUCAUAGACACCGGCAGGCUUUCACGUGUGAAAGAGUCUCCGUUUGGUUUGCUGAAGAGUCAGAGUAUGUGUGUGCUGCCCGGGGUCACAGGAAGCUGGAGGCCUGCAGACAGUUCGCAGUCCCGCCGGCUCACCACGUCCCAGAUCUGCCUUACAGAGAGUCCCACCACCCCACAGUCCAAGAGCAGCUCAGAUGACUCUCCGUUCAUCAGUACUCAGGGAGCUCCAUGGGUGUGCGGCAGAAGACACCAGGACGCAGGAGUCCCCCAGAUCUCCUUCACUGAGCCCGCCUCACCCGCUCCACCCGAGAUCCGGGAUUGUGUGGAAGCGGAUCUGGAUGACGGCCCGGAGUACCUGGCUAUCGGUAAUCUGGGGAAGCACAAGCGGCGCGACUCGUCCAGCUCCACUCAGAGCAGUGAGCACAUGGGGACCCAGGGCGACGCCCACACUCCUUUGGCUCCGCCCCCACAGCGCAGCUGCUCCUUCUCAGGGUCUCAGAGGACCACAGGGCGGAGCUCGAGGGGCCACAUCCGCUCUCUCUCAGACACCGGCGUCACACAGAAGCAGAAACAUGGAGGGAAUCACAGGAAAAUCACCAUUAUUAUCGAGGACCCCGUCGCAGAAUCUGUCGCGGCUACACCAAUUUCAAAGAGUUGUGGUCCUUUCUCACCCCAGAGCAGCGACAGCAGCACCAACAGUUCAGUUUAUAUGGAGUCUAACGGCAGCCAGAACAACGGCGUCCCAGACGGAUUGUUUCGCAGACCGUCCGAGGGCCAGAGUCUGAUCAGCUACCUCUCCGAGCAGGACUUUGGCAGCUGUGCAGAUCUGGAGAAGGAAAACGCCCACUUCAGCAUCUGCGAGUCUCUGAUCGCGGCCAUCGAGCUGAUGAAGUGUAACAUGCGCAGGCCAGAGGAGGCGGAGGACGAGGGCGACAGCGAUACGGAAAUCCAGCAGCUCAAACAGAAGAUCCGUCUGCGCAGACUGCAGAUACGCCACACGCGCAUGAAGCCACCGGCCUCCUCUAGUAAUCAAAUCCCAUCUGUGGAUAGUGGUGGCUCACGGAGGAGCUCCCAGGAUUCCUUUCACCCCUCUGACUCCGGCUCGGAUAGAGAUGUGGAGGAUAUUGAGCUCAAAGAUGGCAGUGAUGGUCAGUCCCUGCUGGCGGUGUCUCAGAGCGGCCUGUCCCUGUCACUCGCCUCCCUCUUCUCAGAUGCAGACAUCAAACGCAGUGUGUCCAGCAGCAGAUCCUUCCUCAGCUCAGACUCCAUCUCUCCAUCCAUGUUACAGUCCAACUCGGCAGAGUCAGUGGCGAUGGGUCUCCUCAGACAGUUUGAGGGCAUGCAGCUGCCCGCCGCCUCAGAGCUUGACUGGCUGGUUCCAGAGCAUGACGCCCCUCAAAAACUCCUUCCAAUACCAGAUUCUCUUCCCAUUUCACCUGACGAUGGCGAACACGCUGACAUUUACAAACUGCGCAUCAGAGUUCGAGGAAAUUUGGAGUGGGCUCCUCCUAGACCACAGAUCAUCUUCAACGUUCACUCUGCUCCAAAGAGGAAAGUGGUGGUGGCGAAACAGAACUACCGCUGCGCUGGCUGUGGCAUUCGCAUCGAUCCAGACUACAUCAAGAGGCUGAGGUACUGUGAGUAUCUGGGCCGCUACUUUUGCCAGUGCUGUCACGAGAACGCACAGUCUGUAGUGCCAGGAAAGAUCCUCAGGAAGUGGGACUUCAGUAAAAGCUACGUCAGCAACUUUUCCAGGGACUUGCUGGCUAAGAUCGCAGGAGAUCCUCUCUUCAACCUAAACGACAUCCACAGCGCCCUGUACAAGAAAGUCAAAGCCCUGGAAACAGUGCGCGCAUUGAGGGAACAGUUGUACCACAUGAAGAAUCUCUUAAAAACGUGCCGUUUGGCUCAAGAGGUGCGGCAUCAGUUUGACACUCUUCCUGGACAUCUGACCGAAGACUUUCACCUGUUCUCUCUCAGUGACCUCACGGCUGUCCGCAGCGGCAGUCUGGCACCAAAGCUGCGUGACCUGCUCCGCCUCGGCUCCAGACACAUCACGGACUGCGUGCUCUGCCAGGCCAAGGGCUUCAUUUGUGAGUUCUGUGGAAAUGACAAAGACAUUUUCUUCCCCUACGAGCUCGGCAAGUGCCUGCGCUGUGAAGAUUGUCAUGCGUGCUAUCAUAAGACCUGCUUUAAGGGAGGGAAGGAGUGUCCUCGCUGUCUGAGACUCGCUGAGAGGAGAAAGCGGAUGGCUUGCAAGAACAUGGAGGAGCAGGAGGACAGAGAGGCACACGAGGCCAGCGGGACCUAACACACAAUGCCAGUAAGAUUUAACAAGAGCACAGCACAACAGUGAAUGUAGGGACUGAUUUUCAGCCAUGUUUCUUGAUUCACGUCCCAAAUAAGCUGCUCUUAAAGUCAUACUGACUACAGCAUAAUGGAUCAUUAACGCUAAAGACUUUUAUAUGCAAGGAAAAUGUUUCUGCUUUUAACAACUGCUGCCUUCGGAUAUAAAAUGAUAUCCUGUUUUUUUACUAUUUGCCAUGUUUUUGUUUGUUUGUUGCCUCCGUCCUUAAAAAUCCAAUUGGUUUUAAUCAACAGACUGUCGUCUCCUGUGUCCUAAACUGUUUUUUGUGUAGGGAUUUGUGUGUCUUGUUCUUGUCUGUCUGCUCUCUGUUGGUUAUAUUGAAGCGUUUAACCUGUUGCGUGCCCCUUUAAUGGCUCUUUGUUUGAGAGAGAGAACUGAACUGGGCAGCUGAGGUCCAGCGGGUUUUGCACAACCUUUGUUUCCCGAGAGGUUUCUAGAAGUGCCAGGUUCCAGCUUACUGUGUUAAUGAUCAAAGCUACUAAAACAAAAGGCCUCAUUCGUCAAAUGCGAGCCAGAAGAAUUUGUUAAUUUGUAAAUAAAUAAAUGAAAUUCAGUGCAAAAAUUGACCUCAUUUAAAAAAGCUACAAAUUUCAAAUACAUUUUUUUUUAUGUAUAAAUGUCCGUUAACGAUUGAAUCGUAAAUUGUCAAAUUGAACUGAAUGCAACGGUUUUGUGCACAAUUUAGACUGGUAUUUCUUAUGGUUAUUCAUAAAACAGUUCAUGCAUAAAUUGUUUUGGUUUUGCAAACAUUUUAACCAGAAAUGUGUUCUGCUCAUUUGUAAAAGCAUUUUCGCUGAAGGUUUUGCUCAUGUUUCACAAAUGAGGCCCAAUAUUGGUCUUUAUUUUUAAAUUUAAAGGCCUUUUUGCUUUAACAUUUUGCACCUAGCUAAAAAUUGCACUUUUUAUAUUUUUCUGUUCCUUGUUAGUCAAAUAAUGUCUUGUUGGUUCUUUAAUUUGCACUAAGUUUGAUAUGUUUGUUCACUAAAUAAUUUUAUUAAUGUUUGAGCCAAAACGUCAUUUCAACAUCUCGCAUUCAGUCCAAAAUCUUGAACAGUGACCUAUUCUUGUUCCGUGGAAAAAUACAGUGGUACCAAAGUGUUACUGUAUUAAAAGUUUAUUGUAAUAGCCAAUUGUAUUACAUGUAUACAGGACCCAGGUUAGUUUGGGAAGUAUCUUAAUGAAAAUCUAUUCAAAAGCCCAUGUGUUUGCUGCUGUGAGUAAAUAUGAAGCAAUAACAACUAUGUGCUACUCUGCCACAAGAAUUAAAUGACUUGAAUGCACUGACCUUAAGUAUAUCACGUUGAAUGAAUGAACAAACUUGAUUUUGUGUGGUUGCUUAUGAGAUAUAAUAUUAAGUUUAUAACUUUUCCUUUGAUCCUGCUGACAAUGUGUCCACUUGAGCUUAUUGUUGUAAAAUUACUGAAUUGCCUUUUUUAUUCAGGGGCUUUUGAUGCACUAUUUGAGAAAAUGUACAUAUAUAAUUUCUUAUCGUUAUGUAAAUAUAUGUAUCUGAAUUAAAGAUAUUUCGACUGUC